Molecule: messenger RNA, 2243 nt
Organism: Lutzomyia longipalpis
Lineage: Eukaryota; Metazoa; Arthropoda; Insecta; Diptera; Psychodidae
Exons: 2
Coding region: 204-2144 (646 amino acids)
Cellular component (GO): nucleus
Source: RefSeq, a predicted model, not a curated record
CAUUCAAACGAAUAAUAGUUUGAAGUAGGCUGAAUAACCAAAUUUUCGCUCGCUACCAACUUCAUGAUCAUCAUCAGAUCUAUUUGUGAAAAAACCGUUCUUGGCGUCUUUUAGUUUGCGUGCGAAAAAAAGCUUUUUCUCUCAUAAUUUUUCACAAAAUAUUGAAUUGAAAUAGAAAUAGUUGCGGGUAAAAUCACUCAAGAAUGGAUGUAAAUUGCGAAAAUGCAGAAAGAAACGGAGCAGCUAAUAAUUCAAUGAAUAACACUACAUCUCCGGAUGAGUCAACCCUUUACUUCUCCAUGAAUUCUUCCGGAGACUUGGGAGACCUUGAAAAGACGAUGGAGAUUGAAAAUGCAUCAGAGCCGCAAAUAUCUGUUGAAAUCCCGGAUUUUUCACUCACGGACCCGUUGGCGAUUUGCGAUAAAUUCCUCCAGAAGAAUGCUGCAUCCUUGAUGUCUUCCACUCCCAAUAGAAUUCCAUUAAUGACGAAUGAACUUCAUAAACCAUCGCCUCCUGGUGAGACUGAGAUGACACCAAAGCCAGAGGAGGAUAAAACUCUUGAAGAGAAGAAUGAAGAUGAGUCGACAAUGAACAAUGAUGAUUCCCUCAAAAAUGUCUCAACACAGGUCAAUGUGUCUCUCAAGCAAUACUCUGAGAUUUAUGUCAAGACAGACAAGGUAUUUGAGGCAAACACCGACGAAGCUUCUUCCCAGGAAGCAGAAGGAAUAACUGAAGUUGAAGAAUACAGCAUUAUACGUUUGAAAGAGGACUUGAUUAAAAUUGUAAUUGAUGAAGAAAUCCCCGAAGAGGUUUCAUCUUCUUAUUUGGAGGAUAAAACUGCAGAAACUGAAAUUUCCAAGGAAGUGACUGAAGAAAAUCCAAUGAAGGAAGAUAUUCAGAACGCGGAUACCAAGAACGACAAUCUAGAUCAUGCUAGCCUCGAUGGAGUUGAUAAUAUUGAUGCCGAGAAGACUCCUACAGAAGUCGCAACAAAUAGCCAUGAAGGUUCGGAAGUUGAUGAGGCUGGCGAGAAAAUCCACGACAAAUUGGACGAAGACAAGGAGAAUGUCAAAGGCAACAAUAUGAAGAAACAGAGAAGGCGUUCAAAGAUUGCCGUUUCUACGAGUAACAAGGAACAAAAGGUCACGGGAAAACAAUCACUAAUCAGAAGAUCGAUCCUAAAGACUGAUGUGAGGUCACCGGCUAAACCAGCAAAGACAACGCAGUUCAAUGUACCCAAGAGGAGCUCUCUAUUGCCUAAAAAUCUUCCGGGGAAUCAGAAGCGUCAAACUAUUGGACUAGUGGCUAAAGUAUCUGCUCCACCAGCUAAACCGAAGCUUCUUGCUCCUGCUAAAGCUGCUGAUCCGCCUAUGCAGAAAAAGAGACAAACUCUUAUGCCGAACAUUGGAAAUCCUUCGGGAAGUAGCAAGAGAUCUCCCAAGGGGAGACAAACUCUUCUUCCAAAUGUGCCUAUUCGUGAAAAGCCUUCAGAGAGUGGAAAGAGAUCACCAAAGGCAAGACAAACUCUCGUUCCAAGUCUUGCAAAACCUCCCAAAAGCGGAAAGAUAUCCCCAAAGGGGAUUCUAACUACAAAGACAGCGCCUGUUGUUAACAAAUCACCCAAAUUCUUGCAUCCUAAGGAUAUCAAACCUGUCUCAGUCAAUACGUUUGAAUGCAAAGUGUGCAAAAAGAAGUUCCGCACGAAUUUGAUCCUCGAAACGCACAUGAAAACACACAAAGAUACCGCCAAAGGUGGCUUUCUCUGCAAGUACUGCGAUCGUCGCUUCGACAUCAAGCAUGGACUGGAGAAUCACAUUAACAGGUACUGCUCGAAAAUUCCCGUGGGUGAGAAGAGACGAUUGCUCGAGGAAGAAGCUAAGAAUAACGCCCUCACACCGCGGACAAAGCGUUGGAUUGCUAGCAAAGGCUCCGAUGUUGCAUCCAACUCUUCGGCAUCGUCAAACAGUGAUCUCAUGACUCUACUCAAGCACUCACCCGGGUCACAGGGAAGUAAGAGGAGGAGCGUUGCAUUUUCCGGGAUCAGUGCCACCCCAAACAGGACCAUCAAGUGCUAUCAGUGCCUGAAGGAGUUCUACGAUGUCUUUGAGUUUUCUGAUCAUAUUGCAGAUCACGUAGCAAAUUAAUCUGAUUCUGAGAUAUUUUGUUUUCCAUUUUCUUAUUCAUUGUAAUUACAAUUAUAUUUUUGGGAGAUAAGAAUAAUAAAAAAAAAAAUUAUGAAGUAA